This is a messenger RNA of Lutzomyia longipalpis, 1544 nucleotides long. It is a transcript of the gene prtp, whose product is annotated as thioredoxin domain-containing protein 5 homolog. NCBI's taxonomy places the organism in Eukaryota, Metazoa, Arthropoda, Insecta, Diptera, Psychodidae. The record is from RefSeq and is a predicted model, not a curated record. Gene Ontology annotation, molecular function: protein disulfide isomerase activity. The coding region runs from base 180 to 1355 and encodes 391 amino acids. The transcript has 3 exons. Gene Ontology annotation, biological process: protein folding. Gene Ontology annotation, cellular component: endoplasmic reticulum.
GCCGGUACAAAAAAAACUAUCAAAGACAUUCUCCGUCAUUCUUCUGCCUUGUUCCGCAGCGUGUGUUUGAUUUUUAUUUUAGAUUAUUUUAAGUCUUAUCAGCAAGUCUAGAAAAACGCCAGUUUUAGGGCGUUUUAUAAUCAUCUGGAAGCUGUAAGAGUGGAAUUGUAUUAGAAAAAAUGAAGUGUUUUCUCCUAAUUUUACUUGCAAGCUGCUUAUCAGUUUCCCUCGGCCAUGAGGAGUUUGUUCACACAAUUCAGUUGACAAGUGAAAAUUUUAGCAAAGAAAUAAAGGAAAGCAACUUCUUUGUGAUGUUCUUUGCACCAUGGUGUGGACACUGCAAGCGCUUGGCACCAACAUGGGAACAACUGGCUGAGAUGUUGAAUACAAAAGAGGGCUCAAGGGUGAAAAUUGGGAGAGUCGAUUGCACAGAGGAGGACAGUGUGUGUUCAGCCCAUGAGGUCACGGGGUAUCCCACACUGAAAUUCUUCAAAUUGGGUGAAACGGAGAGCAUAAAAUUCCGUGGUACACGAGACUUACCCACUCUGACCACCUUCAUUAAUGAGCAAUUGGGUGAGACUGAGAAGAAGGAGGAGGAAGAAGAGGAGAAGCCUGAUCUCCCUGAGGCCACACAAGGGCUUCAGGAACUCACAGAUGAGACUUUUGGGAAAUUUGUAGCAAGUGGGAAGCAUUUUGUAAAGUUUUAUGCUCCAUGGUGUGGACACUGCCAAAAGCUCGCACCCACAUGGACUGAACUGGCUAAGGCGCUCGAACAUGAGAAAGCUGUAUCAAUCUCGAAACUCGACUGCACCCAAUACCGACCAAUUUGCCAAGACUUUGAAGUAAAGGGCUACCCUUCAUUGCUGUGGAUUGAAGAUGGAAAGAAGGUUGAAAAGUACUCAGGAGCUCGUUCCUUGGAAGAACUCAAAGCCUACGUGGACAAAAUGGUGGGGAAGGAAGCCGCUAAGGUAGCUGAAAAGGCUCCAGAGGAAACUAAAGAGGAAUCUCCUCAGGUUGCUCUUCAACUAACAGGCAGUACAUUCGAUCAUGCCAUCGAGACCGGAGUGACCUUUGUCAAAUUCUUUGCCCCAUGGUGUGGACACUGCAAACGUCUUGCUCCCACGUGGGAAGAACUCGCCGUGAAAUUCGUUGGCAACAGUAAUGUGAAAAUUGCCAAGGUUGACUGCACCGUGGCUGAUAACAAGGAAUUGUGUUCAACUCAGGAAGUUGAUGGAUUCCCAACGCUGCAUUUAUACAAAGCUGGUGCCAAGUUGGAGGAGUACAAUGGUUCCCGCACCCUUGAUGCUCUCUACCAAUUUGUAGCGAAGCACGAUAAGGGGCACGAUGAGUUGUAAAGAGCGUGAAAGUAUACAGAGAAUUUCGGUUGUAUACUUAAUGUAUAUUUUGGAGAUUUUAUCAAUCCUCCUCCUAGGCUUCCUCGAGAGACCAUAAUGAAAAAUUCCAGGAGAAGUCCUCAUUGAAACUGAUACAUUUUCUUUGUAAAAAAAAACAAUUUACAAACCAAUAAAGUGUAUUAAAUAAAA